AUGAUCGAGAGGGUCAUACUGAGAGGAGUCACACGCAAGUCUGAAGACACCACUGAGCUUGUAUUUGAGACAAACUGGUCAGAUGGAUUUGUGUCUUCUGUUGUUCGAACUGAGCAAGAAGUGACAGAACUGCUUACCCAGCUCUCACAAGCUUUUUCUGAUGAAGAAGUAGAGAAAUUCCUUCCUCAGAACAUGGAUCCGAGGUGUCUGGGCACGCUGCCCCCACAUAUGCUCCAGCACCACAGCGUCCAGGUGUUUUUCACGGGCACCCAGUCUCUCCCAUCGUCUCUCCCGACCGCAAACCCACUGCACCCUCUGCCCCCCGCACAGCCCACUGUUACUACGGCAACAACAUGUUCAUACACCCCCAGCUCUAAUCCUGGAUUUAUGAUGCAGCACAAGGGAGUCAACAGGCCUGUUUAUAAAGUGGCCAGUGUGCUGCCAGUUGUGAGCACCCACACUUCUGUAAUGACCCGUCCCUCUCUCCCGAUCUCAUCCCUCCCUCCCUCUCUCCCCCAGGCCUUUCCUCACCCUCCCCACUCCCUCCAUCUCCCCCCUAUGACUCCACCCCACCCGGGCACAGCCGACCCCCCCACCCACCCACCUGCCCAGCACCCAUACCCCCAGCCUCACCUACAUACACCCACCAGUCAGGCUAGUGCCCCGCUUCCAUACUGUCAGUCGUUAUCCUUCUCCCAAGCCCAUUCCCCAAAUCUUUCCUACUCCCAUUUCCCCUCUCGACCUCCGUCCCAUCAGCUACCGCCAGCGCAGUCCCAAACCAGUGCCCCGGAGCAAAAUGGCAUCCUGGACUGGCUCCGAAAACUGCGUCUCCACAAAUACUACCCCGUCUUUAAGCAGCUCACCAUGGAGGAGUUCUUGGCGCUGACAGAGGAGGAUCUGAACAAGUACGAUCUUACCCAAGGAGCUAAAAAGAAGCUGAAGACUCAACUUGAGCUGCAGAAAUCUGUGGACAGGGAGAUGAAAAUGGAGAAGAGGUUGUGCAGUGGAAUAGCCAGAGUGACUCCCUCCAGUUACAUGGGACCCUCCUCUCACCACACCUCAAAUGCAGCUGAGUUGAGAGUUGAAGUGGAGGCAGGGACCCACCAUCCCCCUGUAUCUACAGACAGUAGCUCCUCCUCAGGAUACUCCAGCUCCCCCUGCUCCCCUCGCACCCCGCUCUGCUGUGACGCCACUUUUGACAGAAGCCGAGACUUCCAUAGACGUGUGUCUGGUCCAGAUAACCUUGGAGCCAGUCCAGAGAAGGACAGAUCCAGUUUCUAUGUCCUGAACUCUAGCUGUCCCUCUGGCUCCACACGCCCCACAGCGCAGGUCUUACCCGUACAGACAGAUCCUCCUCCCCCAUCCUUCAGUGUCCCUCAAACUUCAUUCCCACUACAGCCCAAUUUCCCUCAGCAGAAUCUUCUCUCUCCGCUGUCCAACCCUGCUCGAAUCCUCACCACACCACGCAAACCCAGACCCCCACCUCCUCCCCCUGACGACCGCUCCAAGCCCCUGGUCUUUGGAGCCGGGUUUGGCACUGGGGUCGGGGUGGGGGUGAGACUGGAGACCCUGUUUCCAGGUCUAAACAUAGAUGGGUCUCCUCCUGGACGUCAGCAGGAGUCUGUGGUCUGUCGUGGUAUGGUGAGUGGGACAGUAGGGCUGAUGGUUGAGACCAGUUCAGCUUUAACGUCCACUUCCAACAGCCACCAUCAUGUAUCUCACCCCCCUGUGCACUUCCACCUUUCAUCGUCAUCCUCCCCCACAGCAUCGGGACCCUACUCGUGCCCCCUAGUGUCUUCUUGUUCCACCUCGAAGCCUCAGUCUGGACUUAUGGCGACUGGUAGUACAAUUCCUCGAACAAACUACUACCCCCAACCUCCAGCUCCUGCUUCUGCUCCAUCGCUAGACUGCGGGACGUCUGACCACACCCCUUCGGCAUGUGUCUGUAGCUCAUGUGGAUGUCGUGGUAACUGCGGGGCGUACGGGGCAUUGCCUGGGUACGCCACAGCCGGUUACCUACAGCAGUUCACACCUGGGCCUUCACUCUUCACUCUGGGACCCCUGCUCCACCUGAGCCCCCUUAUCGCCUCUUCCACCUCUACUGGUAAUGGAGCCACGCCCUUCCCUUACCCGAUGAUGGUCCCGCCUGUAUAUCACCACAGCCCACAGUCGCAUGACCAGCAGCAGAGCCAUUUCCAGGGCAUGCUGGGAAAUGUAGGCCAGAAACAGAUGGCAGGUAAUUUGUCGUGUUAUAACUGCGGCACCAGUGGACACAGGGCAGAAGACUGUAAACAGCCAUCCAUGGACUCAGCGCAGCAAGGUAUGUUUCGACUAAAGUACAGUGCUCACAGCGACACCAAGGACUCUGGAGACUAAACAGCAGGGGGUAGCAUAAUACUGUUUCAGCCGUACCCUGUAUUUGCUGUGAAUUUGGCACAAACAUUGAG
This is a messenger RNA of Boleophthalmus pectinirostris (great blue-spotted mudskipper), 2447 nucleotides long. RefSeq names its product zinc finger, CCHC domain containing 14 (gene zcchc14). Lineage: Eukaryota; Metazoa; Chordata; Actinopteri; Gobiiformes; Gobiidae. Gene Ontology annotation, molecular function: protein binding; zinc ion binding; nucleic acid binding. The record is from RefSeq and is a predicted model, not a curated record.